This is a messenger RNA of Rhagoletis zephyria (snowberry fruit fly), 1538 nucleotides long. Lineage: Eukaryota; Metazoa; Arthropoda; Insecta; Diptera; Tephritidae. The record is from RefSeq and is a predicted model, not a curated record.
AUGAUUGACGCUGAGGGAUAUACAGUGAGACCAGUCCAAGCACAGAAAGAUGACGAGCGCUUCUACUCGAGUUCCGAUUCCGAGUCAGAGUCGGAAGAUGAAAAGGAGAAGAAGAUUUUCGUAAAGAUAAACCCACUGAAGAAUGGUGCCCAGAUCUCUGCAAGUGUUGACCAGUUGAUUGCCAGUGCGGGCGCCCUAACACUGGCACCUCCUAGUAACACUUUGAGUCGGCGUGCUAAUUUGUCUGCAAACCCAUCCCCCAUUCUCAAUGACGGAGCCAUCAAGCGUUCAGUGUCGGCAAGUCAGAGUGCUUUCGGCAAGCCAAACGAGAACGAUCUGUUUGACAUAUUCCACUCACAACCACCACCGAGCAAUGGACCAGUGCCCAGGCCUGGCGUUGGCGGUAACAGCACUACGGGCGCCUCCUCAUUUGCCAGCUCCUAUGACCCCCUUUCACACCUGAGGCGAAAAGACUCUUCAGCAGCAACUGAGUUGGCAGGAAAAGGCCUCCAGUCUGCCAGUCAACAACCUCAGUUAGGCACCGCUGUGCCUGCUGUCGCUGACCGAUACGCAGCCUUCAGUGAUCUGCUCCUCAGCCCUUCCUCAGCAUCGACCACUUCCAACACGACAUCAAUCACCACCGCCACCACCAUAGUUGAGCAAGUUGCUGAUGAAUCCAAACCGCCGCCAUUGCCUCUGACUAGUGAACCGACAAACAUCCUCCCACUUCCGCCCAAGUCAAUAAACCAUGACUCUGCAUUCACCAACUCAUUCAACAAUCUGUCCAGUUCAUCCCUAGCCAAAAGUCUCUCAUCUACCUCUAUCAUGGGAACGACGCCCUUUUCAGUGUACAAGCCUUCACUAUCAAAAUCAUUCGCCUCCAGUACCUCAUCCAAUGGAAUGAUGUCUCGCGCGGAGAGCAUCAGCUCGCUCUCCAGUGACUUUCACAUGACGCCAAUCUCGUUGUCCUCUCGUGAUCCAUCGCCCCUCACCAUUGGCAUGUCAGACACUCUGCCCAUUGCCAUUGCCUUUCAGGAGUCAAUUGGCGCCUGCUUCAAGGGGACGGAUGAGAAUCUGUGUAAGAUUAACGUUAUUGGUUGCAUCAAAAUAGCUUUCUCAUCGGGCAUCAUUCAGUUAUCUUUUCGGCUCAAGAACACAAACCGCCUUGACAGGAUCAUCUUAUCUAAAGAGCUGGUUACGCAAAUCGACACAAAUGAGGACUAUGUGACAUAUGAAAUGAACAUGGCCAACUUGAAGGCUUCACUGCGACGUCUGUCUGAACAGUCACCUAAUGCUCGGUACUACAACUUGGACAUGGUUAAAUAUCAACUAAAAACAGAGCCUGGGGCAAAGAAUGCGCCACUGCAGAUGGUCAGCUACUGGAAGUGUGAGGAAACGACGACCAAUCUGAAGAUUGACUUCAAAUUCAAUGCCUCAGCGUUCCCGCACUGCAAUGUACAGUCACUGAAGAAUGUGCAGUUCACUGCUAAUGUGGACGGGAAUGUUUCCUCAAUGACCUCACAGCCGGAGGGAAAAUG